Populus nigra (black poplar) is the source of this 2039-nucleotide messenger RNA. RefSeq names its product phenolic glucoside malonyltransferase 1-like. The record is from RefSeq and is a predicted model, not a curated record. Bases 12 to 1565 code for a protein of 517 amino acids. Lineage: Eukaryota; Viridiplantae; Streptophyta; Magnoliopsida; Malpighiales; Salicaceae. The transcript has 3 exons.
AAAAAAAAAUUAUGACUUCUAGCUUCUCAUCCAUGGCACCACCCAAUUCUGUGAAAAUUCUGGAGCUCUGCCAAGUUGCCCCAGCCUGCAGCUCAAAUAAUCAGUCAAACACUGAGUUCACUCUCCCCCUCACUUUCAUGGAUACCCUUUGGCUCAAAUUUCCUCCAGCCGAGAGCAUUUUCUUUUAUGAACUCACCGAGUCCAGUCCUACUGUUUUCAAAUCAAUUAUCCUUCCAAAACUCAAAAAAUCACUCUCUCACGCGCUAGUCAAUUUUCUUCCACUAGCUGGCAAUCUCAUAUGGCCUCAAGAUUCUCCUAUACCCAUAAUCUUAUACACUCCUAAUGAUGCAGUUUCACUAACCAUUGCCGAGUCCAGUGCAGAAUUCGGUCGUCCCUCGAGCAAUGAGAUUCGUGAAGCUAUCGAGUCACAUCCUUACAUACCCGAGUUGUGUAUAUCUGACACCAAGGCUUCAGUUCUUGCUUUGCAAAUAACAUUGUUUCCUAAUAAAGGGUUUAGCAUAAGCUUCGUUACCCACCAUGCAGUUCUUGAUGGGAAAACUACGGCCAUGUUCAUUAAGGCAUGGGUUUAUAUAUGCAAACACCAAGAACUUGAAAAAAAUGAUCAACCACCCUUGUUUCUGUUAAAGAAUGCAUUGAGCGUGCUGGAACAUCCUACAGGGAAUGAAGUGGAUGAUGAUAACGAUUUUGAUACGAGCAGUGGCUCUGACAUUGUUCCUGAUGAGUUAAUCCCUUCUUUUGAUAGGUCAGUCAUCAAAGAUGUAGCUGGGAUUGAGAUGGCACACUUGAAUUACUGGUCAGUAAUGAACGAGUUGGUUCUGAAGUCCGAUCGUAGAAGUUUGAAGGUGUUGCCAAACAUGGGAGAGUCAGGGCCAUCCGGCUUAGUUCGAGCCACCUUUGGGCUGUCUCGUGAAGACAUAAAGUUCCUAAGGAAAAAAGUGCAGUCCCAGUUCGAUAGCAUCCUCAAAGAAGAGCAAAACCAUUCGAAAGAAAUGCAUUUGUCGACCUUUGUGCUCACAUGUGCUUACACUUUAGCUUCCAUGAUGAAAGCAAUAGGGGAUGGUAGUAAAAAAGUUUUCUUCUUGUUCUCUGUGGAUUUGAGGAGCCGAUCACUAGACCCUCCAAUUCCAAACAAUUAUUUUGGUAACUGUAUUGCUGGCCAACACGUUGCCGCUGAAGCAAGAAUUUUUAUGGAAGAAAAUGGGGUUGCCAUGAUAGCAGAGAGGUUUAGUGAAAUUAUAAAAGGAAUGGAGAUCAGGGGAUUUUUUGAAGGAGCUAAGGAGAGGCUAGUUGAUCUGGCUUCUCUAGAACCAGGAACACAUUGCCUUGGGGUUGCUGGAUCGACCCGUUUUGAUUUUUACAGGUCAGAUUUCGGUUGGGGAGAGCCCAAGAAGGUGGAGAUUGCAUCCAUAGACAGGACAAACUCUAUUUCUCUGUUAGAGAGCAGAGAUGGAAUAACAGGAGGUGUUGAGAUUGGUCUGGUUUUAAAGAGGCAUGAAAUGGAGACUUUUGCUUCUCUAUUUGUUAAUGGCCUAAAAGAUUAUUAAAGCUGCAUUUGUUUCUCUGAUGCUCAAGAGAUCAACUCCGAUAUCGUUUAUCUGCAUAAUCAUUUUCAAUUGUUCAAAUAAAUGUACUGUUCAUCGGCCUCCCACUGCUUUGUUAUGGGUCUACAUAUUCUUCGAGGCCUUUAAACUCUUUUUAUAUACUACGGUACGAGCAUAAGGGUGUUUAUUUGUGCUCUCACGGUUUCGGAGCAGAGGUUAGCUCUCUUUGUUAUUGGAUAUAACGUGUGGUUUUCUUGUCUUCCCAUUGCCAUUCAUUCAUGGAGUCCAAUCCAUGAUGGUUAAUGUUCUUUGUCUCUGCAAUUCGCCUCCUUGAUACGAUGAAGUGAUUCAUCGUGCACACAGUCUCCUUGCUUGCCUUUUUGCUUCAUGCUUGAUAAUCGGGGUCUUGAGCCCUUUUUGUAUGUAUCCAUAUACAUAAAUACAUAUAAAUAUACGGUGUGAGAUCCAUUUUCUUGA